UGCAUCCACCCUCUGUGGCAGAUUUUACAAAUUUCCCAAAUUACAAAUAAAGCUGCAGCCCUAGUAGUCAAUUUCUACUUCUCGCACGCUCGAAGACGAAGGAGCAAAGCAAUGUCGCGUCGGGAUCGGGAAUCUGACUCGAAACGGCAUCGUUCUAGUCCCAAACGGUCUAGGAGGGAUGGAAAACCAGUACCAGAGAGACUGCCUAGCAGCGAUAGUUUGGACAUCAAAAAUAUAACAGAGCAGGGCCAAAAGCACCAUCGCUCCCUGCAAGAACGAUCGCCACUUAAAGCUUUUGUACCAACUGAUUCUAAACCUGAAAAAGGGGCUUUAAGCAAUGACAUCGACAGACAACCCAAUGGGCAGCACGAAGGAACAAAACUUUCAGCCGGUCCGACUGAUGGACCUCGACCCCGGUCUUAUUUUCAGCAUGAUGAGCGUGGUAAUGCCGCGCGAGUUGGUCGAAGCUCGGGUAGAAACACAACUAGUGUUUCAGAACGUGGAUGGUGGAGAGAUUCAAGAGAUCAGCAUAAUGAGAGGACAGAGAACAGGAAGUCAACUAAUGAGACAUGGAAAAGAGAUGAUAGAGCCAAAGGAGAUGAAAAAGCCAACUGGCGCCACGACAGGUUCUCUGAAGUGGAGGCUGAUGCUCCACCUGCAAGGAAAAGACCUUCAUUUAGAGAGAAGAAGAUCCAGGCAGAUUCUGAACAAGCUGAUAGAGCAGCACCAGAGACAGUAAAGUCGAGCCAUCUCGAGCAGCCUGCCAAAGAAAACAGAAAGGAGGAACAAGGCCACAACACCCGCUAUUUUGAUAGAACUGAGAGACCACUUGCAGGAGAUGGGGCAGCAAAUAGAAGAGAACCACAGAGGGGUGGUUUUCUUUCGAGGGAAAGGUAUCGCGGAGGUGGUGGUGAUGAUGACCAUAGAAGAAGAGAUGGAUUCAGUGGGGGGAGACCUGUGUUCCGUGGUGGUAGUCAUGGUCAUGAUAAGUGGAAGCAUGAUUUGUAUCAGGAGGCUAAUAGGAGUCCAACACCUAAAAAUGAAGAGGAUCAAAUUGCAAAGGUGGAAGCACUCUUGGCUUCAUAGGAUGAUGUUGUACAAUUUGUAUCAGCUGGCGCUUAAGUUUUGGAGUCGUGUAUUACACAACGCUCGUAUUCACUUUUUUUUGGGGUGUCUAAACAAGUAUAUUUUUUAAUUAUAAAAAUAGCUAAUUUCGGGUACAAAA
Messenger RNA from Humulus lupulus (European hop), 1225 nucleotides. RefSeq lists its product as uncharacterized. The transcript is spliced from 4 exons. The record is from RefSeq and is a predicted model, not a curated record. Bases 112 to 1086 code for a protein of 324 amino acids. Lineage: Eukaryota; Viridiplantae; Streptophyta; Magnoliopsida; Rosales; Cannabaceae.